GUUGAGGGGAGAUAAUAAUUUUGUAAAUGUAAAAAAACAUUAUUUAUAUAGAUAGCGUGGGCGUUAAACAGGAAUAUAUAUAUUUAAAGUGCCAUAUUGCUUAUUUUUUAUUGUUAAAGUUGGUAGUUGUGCAUUUAAAACUGUCCGUCUGCUGUGAAAGGUAAAGGCACAGCGGCACAGGACAUAACGUAACGAGUAAUCAUAACAAAUCAAAACAAAUGGCGGAGUAGUUAGUGGUUGUUUAGUGAGUGGUUUUAUCACUUGUGUUAGUGUUUAAACUGAUAUAAAUUAUCCAGCAUUCAUGAGCAAUAUGGCUAUGUCGAAUUUGUACUCUAAAAUGUCACACAAACCUCUUAAAAGAAUUCAAGACUUAAACGUGUCACAAACAAACCAAUUUUUUAAUGUUGAGACGCUCAACAAUGGGGGUCUUUCAAUAUCACCCCCUAACAACAUCUCCCAGCGCGAGAACAUGCAGAUCACCCAACCUGCUAGCGCCCCCACAUCACCCCUUGCGUCACCCAACUUCAUCACGACAAACAACUUCAACCUCACUUGCUCUAGUCUCACAACACUGGAUUCAAAUUGGCAAGCUACAAAAUCAACUGUGCGGGAACGAAAUGCAGCAAUGUUUAACAAUGAGCUGAUGGCUGACAUCAGAUUUAUUGUGGGAAGUCCAGGCCAAACCCAAAAAAUACCUGCACAUAAGUACGUUCUAGCUACAGGAAGUUCAGUGUUCUAUGCCAUGUUCUACGGAGGCCUUGCAGAAAACAAAGAGGAAGUUGAAGUGCCAGAUGUGGAACCAUCCGCCUUUUUAACACUUCUAAAGUAUUUAUACUGUGAUGAGAUACAACUGGAAGCAGACACAGUGCUGGCCACUCUUUACGUUGCCAAGAAGUACAUAGUUCCUCACCUGGCACGAGCCUGUGUCAACUACCUGGAGACUAGCCUAACAGCAAAGAAUGCCUGCCUCCUGCUCAGCCAGUCUCGCUUGUUCGAGGAGCCAGACCUGAUGCAACGUUGCUGGGAAGUCAUCGACGCUCAGGCAGAAAUGGCCUUGCACUCUGAAGGAUUUGUGGACAUAGAUCUCAACACACUGGAGAGUGUGCUGGGUCGUGAAACCCUCAACUGCAAGGAGAUGCACCUGUUUGAGGCAGCAUUGAGCUGGGCAGCAGCCGAGUGUGGCCGCAGGGAACUUGAACCCACAGCACAGAACAAGCGGCAAGUACUGGGCUCAGCACUCUACUUGGUCCGGAUACCCACCAUGAGUCUGGACGAAUUCGCAAAUGGAGCGGCACAACUCGGCAUCUUGACACAACAAGAGACCAUUGACAUGUUCCUCCACUUCACUGCACACAACAAACCCCACCUCAACUACCCUACCAAGGCUCGAACAGGACUGAAACCGCAGGUGUGUCACAGAUUCCAAUCUUGUGCUUACCGAAGUAAUCAGUGGCGGUAUCGAGGCCGGUGUGAUAGUAUCCAGUUCAGCGUUGACAAGCGUAUUUUCAUGGUGGGCUUUGGACUCUACGGUUCCUCCAAUGGUGCAGCAGAUUACAGUGUCAAGAUUGAAUUGAAAAGGCUCGGGCGAGUUCUUGCCGAAAACAACACAAAGUUCUUCUCAGACGGUUCGAGCAACACAUUCCACGUCUACUUCGAGCAUCCAAUACAGAUAGAACCAGAGUCGUUCUACACCGCUUCUGCAGUUCUGGAUGGAGUGGAGCUGAGCUAUUUUGGCCAAGAAGGUUUGAGCGAGGUCACGGUGGGCUGUGUAACCUUUCAGUUCCAGUGUUCCUCUGAGAGCACCAACGGCACAGGGGUGCAGGGUGGUCAGAUACCUGAUCUGAUAUUCUACGGACCAUCGACAUUUGCAUCAGACGAACACUGAGUGGUGCCUAGUGCGAUACAUACUUAAAGACAUGAUGAAUUUGACCUUUUACACUCAUUCUUUAAUUAUGAUCUCCUAUUUAUUACUGGUAGAUAAGCUAUAGGUUUUUGUCCCGUGUUGUCCUAGAUGCACAUAGAUUGACUUAGGCCUCAUAUACGCUAAAGUAUUUUCAUGUACAAGUAUUUUCAAAUGUUAACAGUAAAUAGAAAGUAAGUAGGAAUUAUGGUCAAUUAGGCACAAUAUAUUACUCUGCAAUUGCCUUGUACUAAUCUUACUGAUUGUACGUUUCUGCCCCAUCUCAAAUUCAUUACUUCUAAAAUGAGAAGAUCAUAUUUGUUUACUGUAUAAUUUUUUAUUACAUAUACAUAUUAGUAUUUAUUUUUACAUGUAUUGUUGAGUGAUCUAUUAUAGACACUCAAAUAAGUUGAAUUUAUUUGUUAGCGGUCUGUGUUCUUCUAAAGUAAUUGUUAUUAAAGUUUUAUGAUAGUUGAUAUGAGAAACUUGCAGCUUCCAACAAGGUUACAAAUAAAUAUUCCUAAAGAUAUUAAA
Molecule: messenger RNA, 2434 nt
Organism: Homalodisca vitripennis (glassy-winged sharpshooter)
Lineage: Eukaryota; Metazoa; Arthropoda; Insecta; Hemiptera; Cicadellidae
Gene: lute
Product: BTB/POZ domain-containing protein 6-B
Exons: 6
Coding region: 302-1885 (527 amino acids)
Biological process (GO): neurogenesis
Cellular component (GO): cytosol
Molecular function (GO): protein binding
Source: RefSeq, a predicted model, not a curated record